Molecule: messenger RNA, 4780 nt
Organism: Acipenser ruthenus (sterlet)
Lineage: Eukaryota; Metazoa; Chordata; Actinopteri; Acipenseriformes; Acipenseridae
Product: coronin-2B
Exons: 12
Coding region: 183-1625 (480 amino acids)
Biological process (GO): actin filament organization
Molecular function (GO): actin filament binding
Source: RefSeq, a predicted model, not a curated record
UCUCUCUCUUCCCGCUGUAGUAACACUGACGCUGAUUAUUUCACUGCAGCAGCUCCUGCAGCAGCAGCCUCCCAGCCCAGGCACUUACUCUGGUUCAGAGGCCCUCGCAAGCCUGCUAUAAUCACCCCCGCAACACGAGUGCUCUGCCCCUGGGAACGCCAGCCUCCUCACAGUGUCUCUGCAUGACUGUCACAAAGAUGUCAUGGUGUCCGCAGUACCGAAGCUCCAAGUUUCGAAACGUCUAUGGGAAAGUGGCCAACAGGGAGCACUGCUUCGAAGGCAUACCCAUCACCAAGAACGUCCACGACAACCACUUCUGCGCCGUCAAUGCCAAGUUCCUCGCCAUAGUAACGGAGAGCGCUGGCGGAGGCUCCUUUCUAGUCAUCCCAGUGGAACAAACUGGACGGAUUGACCCUCAUUACCCGAAAGUGUGCGGGCAUCAGGGGAACGUCCUGGACAUCAAGUGGAACCCCUUCAUCGACAACAUCAUCGCUUCCUGUUCAGAGGACACUUCGGUGAGGAUAUGGGAGAUCCCGGAGGGGGGGCUGAAGCGGAACAUGACGGAAGCGGUUCUCGAGCUGUACGGACACAGCCGGCGCGUAGGUCUGAUCGAGUGGCAUCCUACCGGCAACAACAUCCUGUUCAGCGCCGGGUACGAUUACAAGAUCCUCAUCUGGAACCUGGAUAUCGGUGAGCCUGUUAAGAUGAUCGACUGCCACUCCGAUGUCAUCCUCUGCAUGUCUUUCAACACAGACGGGAGCUUAGUGGCCACCAGCUGCAAGGACAAGAAGCUCCGGGUGAUAGAGCCCCGCUCUGGGAGAGUGUUGCAGGAAGCAAACUGCAAGAACCACAAAGUGAACCGCGUGGUGUUCCUGGGGAACAUGAAGAGGCUGCUGACCACGGGGGUGUCCCGGUGGAACACCAGGCAGAUCGCACUGUGGGACCAGGAGGACCUGUCCAUGCCGAUGAUUGAGGAGGAGAUUGACGGGCUGUCAGGGCUGCUGUUCCCCUUUUAUGAUGCCGACACACACAUGCUGUACCUGGCUGGAAAGGGCGACGGGAAUAUCCGCUAUUACGAGAUGGGCACGGAGAAGCCCUACCUGCAGUACCUGCUGGAGUUCAGGUCCCCCGCGCCACAGAAGGGACUGGGUGUAAUGCCGAAGCACGGGCUGGACGUGUCGGCCUGUGAGGUGUUCCGCUUCUACAAACUCUUCACUCUGAAGGGGCUCAUCGAGCCCGUCUCCAUGAUCGUGCCAAGAAGGUCAGAAACUUACCAAGAGGACAUCUAUCCGAUGACGCCAGGCAUGGAGCCAGCUCUCUCAGCCGGUGAAUGGCUGAGUGGGAUCAACAGAGAUCCUGUAUUGAUGUCGCUGAAGGAGGGCUACAAGAAGCCGUCCAACUUAGUUUUCAAAGCGCCUGUUAAAGAAAAGAGGAGCGUGGUGGUAAAUGGAAUCGACCUACUGGAAAACGUGCCACCGAGGACAGAGAAUGAGCUCCUGCGGGUGUUCUUCCGACAGCAGGACGAGCUCCGACGGCUAAAGGACGAGCUCUCGCGAAGGGACGUUAAAAUCCAGCAGCUGGAACUGGAGCUGAAAAACCUGAAGAACAGCCCCAAACCCAUGUGACCUCACUGGACACGGCACAACACGCUGAGCAUCCCGGGCAGGACAUCUCACUGAACACACGAGCCAGGCCUGCCAACCAGCUUCACGCACACCUGCCUCUCUCUGCACUGGAGCAGUGCUGUCUGAAUGAGUCGCGGGUAUCUGUGUGCUUUCCAGCAAUUCCAUUAGCCUCCGAUAUCGGCUCCUCUGCAGUCCACCUCCUACAAAAGCUAUGGAAACACGAGGAAGAGCCACGAGCAUUACAUAAUAGACUAUUAUUACAGUUCUCUCUUUUCAAGUGCUGCUCCAGCUCACUAUAGGCUGAGUUGCUUUUAAACACAAACAAGCUGUGAUUUCAUUAGACCCACAGCCUGGGCUCUCAGCUGCAGUAUACCCCCUGUCUGUCUAAACAUCCCAGCUGCGGUAUACCCCCGUCUGUCUAAACAUCCCAGCUGCAGUAUACCCCCAUCUGUCUAAACAUCCCAGCUGCAGUAUACCCUCUGUCUAAACAUCCCAGCUGCAGUAUACCCCGUCUGUCUAAACAUCUCAGUUGCAGUAUACCCCGUCUAAACAUCCCAGCUGCAGUAUACCCGUCUGUCUAAACACCCCAGCUGCAGUAUACCCUGUCUGUCUAAACAUCCCAGCUGCAGUAUACCCCCUGUCUAAACAUCCCAGCUGCAGUAUACCCCGUCUAAACAUCCCAGCUGCAGUAUACCCCCUGUCUAAACAUCCCAGCUGCAGUAUACCCCCUGUCUAAACAUCCCAGCUGCAGUAUACCCCCUGUCUAAACAUCCCAGCUGCAGUAUACCCCCUGUCUAAACAUCCCAGCUGCAGUAUACCCUGUCUGUCUAAACACCCCAGCUGCAGUAUACCCCCUGUCUAAACAUCCCAGCUGCAGUAUACCCCCUGUCUAAACAUCCCAGCUGCAGUAUACCCCCUGUCUAAACCUGGCUACCUUGCAGCACAUCUCAUAAGAUUUAUUACCGUGGUCAAUGCUGCUGCUGCUGAUUUUAUUAUUAUCAUGAUUAUUAUUACAAUAGACGUACGUUUAAAGUGGCCGUUAAUCUCUCUGAGCUUCUUUGUAAAGACUGUAUGAAACAAGAAGACGUUCCUCUUGCAGACAGCGGGUCCUGCAUUGAUACACGUGUGAGAUUCGAGUCACAGCUGUGUGUGCGUGUGUGCGCGCGCAUCGUGGCUGGACAAUCUCCUGGAUGCUCUUCUGGGUUUGAAGCGCAGUGACAGGGUGGCCAAGUGACCUGUGCCACGGCUAUGUCUUCAAACUGGAUUUUAACAAAAGCUCCUUAAAAAAUCUUUACAAUUUAAUAAAUUAAUUAAUAAAUAAAUAAAUAAAUAAAUACAUAACCUGUAUUAAAUAAAUAUAUAAAUAAUAAAAUGUAAAUUAAUUUACAUUUCAGUUCAGGUGUCCCAGUUCAAUUUCAGGGAGGUCUGUAACCCUCCUGCUGCUGUGUUGGGGUGCGCAGAACACCCCUGAAUUCACUUCAUAGGGAAACGGUGCCCCCCUGCCCCCCACAAUGUUUGCAUUAGUGGGUCCAAGUGUUAUAACUUUUUUAUUAAUUCUGUUUUGUACUGUUCGUGUUAAUAAUGCAUUCCUUAAAUAUUUGAAACCCACUGUUCUGAAUGCUUACAGCUAUUGAUCAGGGAAAAGGAACACCUCCCUGUUGAAAUGCGUAUUUUAUAAUAGAUGCAUUCUGUGUAGGCUGAACAUUUCCCAACACCUACUAACAUCACGAACCAGCUGAUAAAUUGAAAUAAGGGAGGAGAAUCCUGGUUCAGGUUGUGGAUGAAUAAAUAAAUGAAUGUGUAAUCAAAGUGUACAUUUUAAACUAUUAAUAAUGUAUACUUUUACCAUCCUAACUACAGUAUGUGAUUCUAGUCAUAAACACUUGCACCAUUAAUAGAGACUUGGUGUAAAUUCUGAAUACACAGUAUAUGAUGCUUUUACGUACAAAAUCAAAACAUGAGCCACAAGUAAAGAUGAGAUGCAAAGUUAGUGUGCUAUUGGAAGUGAGAAAGAUAAGGUGUUUUUUUUAAAUAGUAUGUCAAAAUAUGGUAGAUAGGCUGGUACUCCCAAAAAACACCUGUCCAGGGACAAUUGAAACACUGCAGUGGGGUUACCCCAGCUGAGUGAGGCUGUGGUUGAGUGUGACACUCAGGAAAGAGAUUUUAAUGAAUUGAGUUCCCCUCCUUUAACCCCUGACACUGAAAUGAAUGCUUGUGGUGUGGCUACCCCUCGCCUAUAACCGGAGAGGUAUUUCGUUGUUAUGCCAGAGCUGUGGCAGCCUGUUUGAAGGGAAGCUCAUUUUACUGCUUUUAACAUGCUUGCUAUGCACUGGUGUGACACUAGAGGGCGUGACACCAUAACAAAACUGGAAGUGUAGCUCACUACAACAGAUACUGGAAGGGUAAAGAAUUUUUUUUUUUUUUUUUUUGUUGCCAUUAACCUUAAGGAAUUUCCUAAUAAACUGUCCACUAGUGCCUGUGUAAUGUUUUAUUUAAAUUGUGGUAGGCUGUUACCUAAAUUAUUUCCUAUUUUACAAUGUAUAUUGAUCUUUUGCUGUUCCUUUUUUUAAUACAGGCACAUGAUGCAAACAAGGGUGCUGUAAUAGACACUCGCAGUCCUGGGAUUUAAAUGGGUUUCUGUUGAGUUGCUAUGACUGUGUUGUAAUACAGCAAGAGGAUUCAUAGUUUUAUGAGUAUAUUAUAGGAAUCUUAGCUUUUCUUUCCUCUCUGUUUCUGAAUCAUCAGUGGAAGCAUUUUAUAUUAUUUUUCUGGACUUUAUUACCACUUGGCAGCCGAUUCUCAACAGUUUGUACUUUUUAAAAAUUAAUAGUAUUGCAAUUUUCAAAGUAUGAGAGGAUGUUCUUAAACCAUUAGUUACUUUAAUCUUCUCAGAAUUAAACUAAAAAAAAUACUUGCACUGGACAGGACCGACAUUCCGGUUUGUGACUUCUGUUCUGGAGGUUGUUGCAUUUGUUUUGUUAAUACGUUUGUUCUAUUGAUGUCUUGUUACUGCAGAAGCCUCCUGCUUAUUCUGCAACAGCUGGUUGUCAUUCAUUCAGCAGUACCCUGUUGGUUGUUUCUCUGUGCCAUGUCACAGGUCUGCUUGCAAAACACACACAAACUGUUAUUAAAUUUUUAAAGCACUAAAUACUAAA